CGAACAGGACACACACUGGGAGACAAGGGGGAUAAAAGACGCUACACAGAGAGGAUCGUGGUUAGUCCUAGGCCGGCUCUCGGGUUCAGCGCACUCUGAUCGAUCGACCACAUCAGAUCGCCCUUUUGUUCACCCUGCCAGCAGAGACUGAACUGGUCAGAGACUUUGUGGACUUUGGAUAAAGUUGGGAGUUUCAACAGCAAUCAACAGUACGGCAGGCAAGCGAGGACUGUAUUGGCCGUACACCCCUUCCCUCUCGCUCUUCAAACUAGACAUUUAACCUUUCAGCUACAGCCUUCUCAUCCGGGUUUGAAAUUUAGAUUACAAGAGAAUAAGAGAGACAAUAAGAGGAAAGCUGCCAUGAACGGACGUGGCUAGUGUAAUAUUUGACUCUAGGGCUAUUCAGUCAGGUGCUGCACUAGAGUGAGCAGGGUAGGCGUCUGGAUGAAGGCAGUUAGAAGUUAGGCGUGUCUCCUCGCCACCAGCUUAAACAGUCCUCUGCUGAGACCUGGCAGGGUAAUACCCACAGGCUAGAAGAUCGGACCCUUUGAACGGAGAGCUGGUCCAGUACCACCUAUACGGGGGUAACUCGGGAUCUAACAAUAUGCAGCAGUGCAGCGAUCCUUCAGAGCUGAGGAUUGUGCUCGUUGGCAGGGGAAAAAAUCGGAUUACUUCAGUGAGGAAGAUUCUCCUCGGGAGCUCAGAGGAAAAUGAGAAAUGUUCCUCUGGGACAAAAAAGUGUCAGAGGAAAGAAGUAAAGAUCGGACAACAAAAUGUUGUCAUUGUUGAAACUGAUCUGUGCAAUUUGGAAAGAGUGAGUCUGGAGGAGGAGAAAGAGGAGGUGUUGUCCCAUGCUGCUCCUGGUCCUCAUGUCUUCCUCUUUGUGCUUUCCUGUAAAGACAGAUUUACAACCCCGGAACAGAAAGCAGUGGAAAUGUUUAAGGAGACUUUCAGCAAAAACGUUACACUUUACACGAUGGUUCUGUUCACCGGUGGAGAGGAACUGGAGGGAACCAUAGAAGAGUUUGUUGGAGAAAGUGAUCUCACAAACUUUGUUGAUGACUGUAAAGGAAACUGCCAUGUCAUUAAGAACAAUGAUGAGAGUCCAUCUCAACGCACUGAGCUUCUGCAGCACAUCAACAAUAUGGUUCAGAAAAAUGGAGAAAAGUUCUACACCAAGGAAAAGGAAGAGCCUGAGAAAGAGGGAAAAGGUUGGGGAGUUAGGAGGAAAGUCGCAUUCUGUGUUAGUGCCUCUGCUCUAGGUGGAGCCACUCUUGGAGGAACAGUAUUUCCUAUGUUGAAGGUCCCAUUUGCAGCUGCAAUAGGUGUUCCAGUUGGAGCAGUAGCUGGAGGUCUGCUAGGAGGUGCAGGGAUAGUUGCAGUAGCACACAUUAAGGUUAAGUUGCAUCAGCAUCAUCAUCGAUCCCAAUACCAAUCUCUGUGAUCAGAUAUUAGCAUGCUAACUUUAGCUACACAGUUAUAAACAGUUACAAGUGGCAGGUAGAAGGUGUAAAUAUUUAAUAACUAAACCUGCUGUAAUGCAGUGAUGAUAAAAAUAAACUUUGUAGGUUAGAAACUGACGUUAGCACAAGUUUUUUUAAUACAAAAAGCACAGGCUUAUCACAGGCUACAGUUCAGUAACAUUUUUUUUUUACUGUAAAUAACAUAUAUUCAAUUCUUUAUUUACCCUAAAAACAGAAAAAGGAAUUUGUAGUGUUUUUAUGCCCCUGAGUAGUGUUUGCAAGUCUUCCUGUCACACAGUAGGUAUAACCUCAACCAAUCAGAGGGUAGAGCAGUAGCCUCUAUGUAGCCUGAGUAGUAAAUCCAGGGGCCAAAGCUGUGAACAUAUAGCUGGCUGCUGCUUGUAAUCAGAAUGAGCACAGUAAUGACUGACAGUGACCUAGAUGAGAAUCAACAGUAGUCGUGUGAUGGACAACUACUGAAAAAUGAGCUGGAACUUACUGUUGCAGAUUAGUCUUGUCUAUCACUACAAUGACCAAACAUUUUUUAAUGAACAAUGACCCUGAAUGUAUCGCAUAACGUUCAUCAACAACAUAUUUCUUUUUCCCUUCAAU
Messenger RNA from Dicentrarchus labrax (European seabass), 2075 nucleotides. RefSeq lists its product as uncharacterized. The coding region runs from base 605 to 1444 and encodes 279 amino acids. The transcript is spliced from 3 exons. The record is from RefSeq and is a predicted model, not a curated record. Gene Ontology annotation, molecular function: GTP binding. NCBI's taxonomy places the organism in Eukaryota, Metazoa, Chordata, Actinopteri, Moronidae.